Messenger RNA from Homarus americanus (American lobster), 4361 nucleotides. RefSeq lists its product as uncharacterized. The transcript is spliced from 4 exons. NCBI's taxonomy places the organism in Eukaryota, Metazoa, Arthropoda, Malacostraca, Decapoda, Nephropidae. Bases 210 to 1223 code for a protein of 337 amino acids. The record is from RefSeq and is a predicted model, not a curated record.
AAACAUCUCAUAGGGCACCACUCGGUCGAUUGUACUUACCUAGAGCUGGCGGUUCAAAAAGCCACAAGCUCAGAAAACUGUGAGGGCAAACUUUUUGGGAGAAAGAAUUGUGAAUUCUUGGAACAAUUUGCCGGAGAGUGUUGUGGCGGCACCGAGUGUGAGCUCUUUCAAGGCUUGACUUGACCAACACUGGAGCAAGUUCAGGGACAAUGGGUGUGGUGAGGGUGAGUGUUGUGGUGGUGUCUCUGGCACUUGUAGUCGGUGGUCAGCAUAUCAAUGAAGAUGAACUGCAGGCUCUUGGGACAUCCACUAUAAAGCAGAUAGCCUCAGAAGAUGCUGAACUUAUUGGAUUUGAAAAAAAAUCGAAACAAAAUUCAAAUACAACUGGCACAGAGUUACAGGAAUUUGAGGAUCAUGCUGAAGUGAGACAACAGCUGGCUGACCUGCCAUUUAAUGAACAGAACACUAUGAAUUUCUCCAAGCAAAAGGAAGCAGAUGGAUCAGACCCAGGAGUUACAACAACAGUAUUACCAGAACCUCUGCCCACACCUAUACCUAUUAAAGUUGAAGAGAGUGUUGUUGAUGAAGAUAAGCCUAUUAAAUCAAGGAAAGGGGCACCAGGGCUACCGGUAACUGAGAAAAAGGUAAGUACUAAUAAACAUUCAACUGUAGGAAAAAAAGGAGUCAUAGAAGACGGUAAAACACAGAAUUCUUCCUCUGCCUUACAAGAGGAAGGUGCCAAAUCUCCAGUAUCAUUGAUUAAUAAUUUCAGUAAGGGUAGAAUAAAGACUAUUGAUCAGAAUACAAUGCCUGCCCUUAAUAACUUUGAAAAAACUAAUGGAGAACUCAAAAGCAAUUUGAUUGAUAAAAAACAAGGUGUUUUAUCUGUUAGUGAGGAAAGUGAUAAUGCGACCCUUAAGUCCCACAAUGCCACUGAAGUUCCUAAUAACUCUUCCCAACCAAUUGUGUCAAAUGCAACUGCCAAUUCAAAAUCUGCAAACAAAAUUAAUUCCAAGCCAAUAGCUGCUACUGAUGAUACAGCGGGCACAACUUCUGGAAAUGAAGAUGUGAAUUAUGGAGCAGUUUCAUUAGGGCUUUUACUCUUGGUGGCUCUCGCAGUAGUGGUGGUUGUUGGGUAUCGAAAGUUCAAAGAUAUUUGGAUGAGAAGGCACUAUGCACAUGUGAAUUAUCUUGUUGAUGGAAUGUAUGAGAAUGACAUGUGAAAAUUUUUUUGGUGUGUGAAAUUAUACCCCAAGUUUUAUAUUUUAUGAAUGAACUGGUUGUUUGUAUACAGUACAUGGGUUUUAUAUGUGAUUUGUACCAGUGUUUGGUGACCAUGUUGAACAUUAAAUUUUCUACACAUAAGGUGUAAAGUGUGAUCUUUGAAUUUAUAUUUCUUAAUUGUUAAAAAAACUUAACUGGUCUGUAAUUGUUGUUUUCCAUAACUGAUGUAUCUUCAUUUUCUCCUGUAAUUGAAGUUUCCAUGAAUGAGGACAACUUUCUUUGAGAAGGUGAAGUUUAUGCAUUUGAUGAUGGGUAUUAAUAAUUAAGGAGUUUAUCACACCAAUGAUAUGAAUAAGUUCACCUUUUUAUAUGGACCAAUUUUAUAAAAUGAUCUCUAGCAUUUAAAGUAAAUAUAAACACUAUUAUUGUAAUAAUACUGUGUAGCCACUUUCAGUUGUAGGCAACAGUUCAGUAGAUUAAUUUUUACAAAUUAUUAAAGAUUUAUAGAUGAAGAAAAAAAAUCUGUCUUUUUAUUAAAAUGUUCUGUUUUGCCUAAAAUUGUAGCAGUGAAGCAGGUUCAAGUUUACUUUUAUAUUUGGUGAUUUUUAAGCUUCACACAAAAAUAGUACAUACUUAACUUGAUGUUUACUGUGCUGUUUAGGUAUUUUUUUUUAUAAUUUAUAGUGCAAUAGUAUUAUGUUGACAUUAGGUUUAGUCUGUUGAAUUGAUUGUUUCAGUUUAAGUAAUUUUUAGAACUACUUAAUGUGCAGUACUCGCCAUUUAUUAUUAAACUAUGGUGUGAUGCACAUUGGAGUUAUUGUGAGCUAUUGUGUUUAUGCCUGUUAGUAUCAGUUGUCUCAUCUGUAUGUUUAUAAUGCAUGUAAAUUGAAGUUGUUUCCUUUUGUGUUUGAUACAAAUAGAGCAUCUUUGUUUUUUCAUUUGUUGUGAUACAUAUAUACGGUGCUUUUCCUUUUAUCUGAAUUCCAACUUUGCAAAUCUUCCAGGUACACUUUACCCGAACUUUGUCUCCUUUAGUCCCAUUCGAUUAAAAUUCUAAUUUAAUCCAACAACCCAAAUACAGUACAACCGAAGUCAUUCGUUCAUGUGUCUAUCACCAGUGGUACUGUACCACUUUGUUUACAAGUGUGCUGGGAUUUUUGGUUGAUAAAAGGAGUUGGGCUCUAAUUUCUUGUUAUGGUAAACAAUAAAAUUGAUACAUAGCAUAUCAUAAAAUACAAUAGGACAUAUUGUAUGUAAAAAAAAAAAUGCUUCCAGGCUCAAACCAUUCUCUGGGCAAUACGACACAGUUCACCCAGGCAGUCAACCAGCUGACUUCUAGAUGUGUGUGUGUGUGUGUAUGCUGGAACGUCACGUGCGGGUGGGGCUGGUAAAUUGGUGAUGCACUUGCAGCCUAGUGCCUCCACACACAUAUAUACUGUACACUCAUGCUCUUAAUUUUUCUUAUUUUAUAAUUUUAUGUGAUAUUUUCUUUAUUUUUAAGCCACAUUAAGUAUUGUAUUUUAAUGAUUUUCCACGACAUUUAUACAGUAGUUUCAUCACAGGUAACAUGUACAUCCUCUUUAUUUUUCUUAUUUCAUAGGUUUAUAUUAUAUUUUCUUUAUGACUAAACCACAUUACAGUAAUGACUAUUCCAUAAAUUUUAUAGUUUAAUUACAUGUAACAAUGGCAACAGGCCAUAUCAUAGGCCACCUCAUCCUCAGUUUAUUCCCCUUCCCAGUCGGUCAAGCUAUUGCUGAAUAGAAGUUUGACCUAACAUUAAUUAUUGCAUGUCCAAGCCAUCAUUGAUCCUGAUGAGUUUGGAUAAAAGGAAUUGCACUGUAUAUGGGAUGUGCAUGUCAAAAGUAAGUGUAACCAUGCACUGUUGUUGUGAUGUUGAUAAAAGUGCUCUUAUAUAUUUUUAUGGAGUAUGUAUGAGCAGCUUUGAUGCUUCUAUAAUAUGACAAUAAGAUACAAUGUCAUUGCUUUAUGGUGCUAAUCAGUGUAUCAGUAAUUCAUUCCAUGAUAUUAGGGUGUUUUUCUUUACAUAGGUGUAAAGCUAGUAUUUUGUGUACAGUAGUUGAAAUACCAUUGUGUAUUCCAGGUAUAAAUGUAUUUUGUACAUCUUUUUUAUAAAUAUUUUUAUAUUCCAAGUACUGCACAGUACUGUACUUGCAAUUAGAGUUAAUCCUCAUGGGCAGCUAACAUUACAAUUCCUAACCAUAGUAGUUGAGUGGUAUGAAUAACUGUAAGCAUCAUUUUCCAAGUAAUGUGAGGAGAUAAAUACCAUAAACUUCAUACAGUAUAAGUUUAGGGCCUCAUUUCCCCUUUAAAACCUACAUGUGCCUUAUCUCUGGUUAAGCACUGUACAGUUUAUUAUGUAUGAUCUGAAUUUUGUACUGUGAUUGGUUUGUGUCCAAAUAUAUAUAUCAAUCAGCAUAUCUACUCUUUAUGUUUCAAUUUUGCAAACAAUUAUUUAUAAAUAACAUGUCUUGCAAAUAAUUAUAAGUAAUUGUUUACAAGUGAAAGGCCAUUACUGUAUAGAUACCAGCUAAGGUAGAUACCCUUGCACUAAUGAUAUGAUGAAAUGGAGUUAAGAUAAAUUAGCCAGUCAUGCAACUCUCAGGUGUACCAACAGCUGAUCAGUUUUGACUGCAGAUGUUGGCAAUUUGGAGUUUCUCUCUUCAUAGUCAAGCUUAUUAUUUUGCUGUAUCUCUGUGUAUUUCAUUUGCAAUGAAACUAUAUAUAGUGUACAGUUUUUUUACACAGUCUCUUGAGUAGUAAGCUCAUCAACUUGCUGGUCUCUUUACCUGUGUUUGAUUAUAGGGUACAAUGUUAUAGUGGGAUAGAGGAAACUUGACCCAUGUAACCCCAUAUCAGACCAACAGGAUUCUUGCCUACCAGAGGGGUUUUUCUUGUGAGGGGGAGGAGUUACAUAUUACUAUAGUCUUAGCAGUGGGUUGUAAGCCUUCAUCAUUUGAUGCAGGUGUUUCAAAUAACCCCAACAUAAAGAGGAAGUAUACAGUAUUCUAUUAACUGUUGCAGAAAAGUUUCCUGUAACCCAACAACUGCAACAUACAUCAUAUAAUGAAAUUAUUAUUAUUUCAAAUUUGGCACCUAAUUAUAGCUUCCAUACAUGA